AUGGAAUGGGAAGACGAAAAAGUGAUAAAACUAAUAGAACUCUAUCGUUCAAAACAAUUAUUAUGGGAUCCAAAACACAGUGAUUAUAAAUUGCACCCAAAACGCUUCGACGCAUUUAAUGACAUUGCGACUGAAUUGUCUACAUCUGUUACAGAAGUAGAAAGAAAAACUCACUAUUAUCGCGAAAAAAAAUGUGACAGUUCGAAUAAAUCCGGAGCGGGUACCGAGGAAAUAUAUGAAAAGUGUUUGACACUGCUUCAAGAUCAAGCAAACACAAUUAGUGAAGGAUUGCCUGCUUUCGGUCAUAGAAGUAUAUGUUUUACUUGUGGCAAUUCUAUUCUACGUGCAACUAGAACAUAUUCAGUAACACAAGAUCGACAAGAGAGAAACAUUUUAGUUGUACAUGUUCCGCUGCAUCUGAUCUCAAGAUUGGAAAGAGUAUGUGCUGCUUGCUGGAGAUCAGCUACAAGAGAAUUUCAACGUCGUGAUCAGCACGACUCCAAUCGCCCUAGUCUGUCAGAAGCUAUUUUGCCUGAUGUACUUACAACACUCUCACCCUACGCUACAGGUUCUUAUCAAAAGCCUGUGGGCAUGAGCUAUUUGCAUGGGCUUUGUCAAGCUAGUGUAUCAAAUGCUGUUAAAGAAGUGACAAUGGCUUUAAACAAAUAUAAUAUGCUAAAAAAAUACAUACAUUUCCCUGGAACACUACAAGAAAGACAGGCUAUUAUAAAUGGAUUUUUAAAUAAAUAUGAUUUUCCUGGUUGCUUGGGGUGUAUUAAUAGCACUCAUGUAGCUAUGAUCAGGCCCACAGAACAUGAGGAAAGAUUUUUUAAUAGAAAACAUUACCAUUCCAGGAAUGUUCAAAUAACAUGUGAUAGUGAUUUAAAUAUAAUAAAUAUAGAUGCUUCUUAUGGUGGUGCUACACAUGAUGCUCAUAUUUGGAAAAACUCUCAAAUAUCACAGCAUCUGCUAGAGCUUCAUAAUAGAGGAGAGGCUGUCUGGUCACUUGGUGAUUUUGGAUAUCCAUUAAGACCUUGGCUUUUAACUCCAAUUGUAAAUGCUGAACCUGGUAGUGCAUAUGAGAAUUACACUAAUAUGCACUGUCUCACAAGAAACACUGUGGAACGGUGCAUAGGAGUCUUAAAAGCACGUUGGAGAUGUUUACUGGUACAUAGGGUACUGCAUUAUAACCAUCACAUGGUGGCUAAAAUUAUAAAUGCCUGUGCUGUCUUGCACAACAUCUGCAACAGACAUCGACUGGCUGUACUCAAAGCUCUGACAUGUGGAAGACCAUCAAAUUCCUCAGCAACCACUGCAGGGUGUCGGGGUUGGUGCAGAACAACAGCUCUUAGUUAG
Parnassius apollo (apollo) is the source of this 1356-nucleotide messenger RNA. NCBI's taxonomy places the organism in Eukaryota, Metazoa, Arthropoda, Insecta, Lepidoptera, Papilionidae. The record is from the annotation of a GenBank genome assembly.